AGAGAACCUGUAGGAGAAGACUCAAACCCACAGCCCAGAGAGUGACCAGCAUCUACAAGACCCACAAUGGCUAGGCUCUGUGCUUUCCUCAUGAUCCUGGUAAUGAUGAGCUACUACUGGUCAGCCUGUUCUCUAGGAUGUGACCUGCCUCACACUUAUAACCUCGGGAACAAGAGGGCCUUGACAGUCCUGGAAGAAAUGAGAAGACUCCCCCCUCUUUCCUGCCUGAAGGACAGGAAGGAUUUUGGAUUCCCCUUGGAGAAGGUGGAUAACCAACAGAUCCAGAAGGCUCAAGCCAUCCUUGUGCUAAGAGAUCUUACCCAGCAGAUUUUGAACCUCUUCACAUCAAAAGACUUGUCUGCUACUUGGAAUGCAACUCUACUAGACUCAUUCUGCAAUGACCUCCAUCAGCAGCUCAAUGACCUCAAAGCCUGUGUGAUGCAGGAACCUCCUCUGACCCAGGAAGACUCCCUGCUGGCUGUGAGGACAUACUUCCACAGGAUCACUGUGUACCUGAGAAAGAAGAAACACAGCCUCUGUGCCUGGGAGGUGAUCAGAGCAGAAGUCUGGAGAGCCCUCUCUUCCUCAACCAACUUGCUGGCAAGACUGAGUGAGGAGAAGGAGUGAGUCCUGAGACAAAGUGUGGAGAGGACUUUUCUGGACCAGAACACUGCAUCUCACUUUAUAAGCUCUCCUUUAAAAACUCUCAUAACUUUCAUAUAUGAGUACAAACAACCUGCAUAGAUGUUUCAGCAAUCUUGAGCAAUUCUUUUCAAUAUGCAAAACCGUGUUUGUAUCUGAAUCCAUUUGCUCUUUCUUAUUUGUUUGUUUGUUUAUUUAUUUAUUUAUUUAUUUAUUGUGCUAUUAAUAUAAUUUAAGGUAAUUAUGUUAAAUAUUUCAGUCUCAUAUUUUUAAUAUAUCAUGUUAUCAUUUGUAAUUAACUUAUUUUCUAUUCAAAUAAAUUUGAUUCAUAAGACA
Messenger RNA from Mus musculus (house mouse), 978 nucleotides. RefSeq names its product interferon alpha 4 (gene Ifna4). Gene Ontology annotation, molecular function: cytokine receptor binding. Gene Ontology annotation, biological process: defense response; defense response to virus. Gene Ontology annotation, cellular component: extracellular region. The transcript has a single exon. The record is from RefSeq and is marked validated. Lineage: Eukaryota; Metazoa; Chordata; Mammalia; Rodentia; Muridae. The coding region runs from base 67 to 627 and encodes 186 amino acids.